AUGGAGUUUCAAAGAAAGGGAAUCACUCCGUUUAUUGAUAAUGAGAUCAAAAGAGGAGAAUCUAUCGGUCCCGAGCUCGUUCGAGCGAUCAGAGGGUCUAAGAUCGCAAUUAUCUUGCUCUCUAGGAACUACGCUUCUUCAAAAUGGUGUCUUGAUGAACUGGUGGAGAUUAUGAAAUGUAGACAAGAGUUGGGUCAAACUGUGAUGGCUAUUUUUUAUAAAGUAGAUCCAUCCGAUGUAAAGAAACUGAGUGGAGAUUUUGGGAAAGUCUUUAAAAAAACUUGUGCUGGUAGAACAGAAGAAGAUAUUGGGAGAUGGAGACAAGCUUUGGCAAAAGUGGCCACAAUUGCUGGUUAUCAUUCAGACAACUGGGAUAAUGAAGCGGCCAUGAUCAAAAAAAUUGCCACUGAUAUUUCAAACAAGUUGAAUUAUUCCAUAUCAUCAAGUGAUUUCGAUUGGUUUGUUGGGAUGAGAGCUCAUUUGAAAAAGAUGGAACCAUUGUUAUGCUUAGACUCAGAUGAAGUGAGAAUGAUUGGGAUUUGGGGUCCUCCUGGGAUUGGGAAGACCACAAUAGCUAGAGUUGCAUUCAACCAACUCUCCAACAGUUUCCAACUGAGUGUCUUUAUGGACAAUAUCAAAGCAAACUGCACAAGACCUUGUUCCGAUGACUACAAUGCAAAGUUGCAAUUACAACAACAAUUUAUGUCUCAGAUAACAAACCAUAAGGAUAUGGAAAUUCCUCAUCUAGGAGUGGCCCAAGAUAGGUUGAAGGACAAGAAAGUUCUUGUUGUUUUCGAUGGCGUGGACCAGUCAGUACAACUAGACGCGAUGGCGAAAGAGACUUGGUGGUUUGGUCGUGGGAGUCGAAUUAUCAUUACAACACAAGAUCAUAAACUUUUUAGAGCACAUGGGAUCAACCAUAUUUACAAGGUGGAUUUUCCACCAGCUGGUGAGGCUCUUCAAAUCUUGUGCAUGUAUGCUUUUGGUCAAAAGUCCCCUAAAGAUGGUUUUGAGGAGCUUGCUCGUAAAGUUACAGAACUUGUUGGUAAUCUGCCUUUGGGGCUAAGGGUUAUGGGCUCUUAUUUUCGGGGAAUGUCCAAGCAAGAGUGGAGAAAGUCACUACCAAGGUUAAGGACUAGCCUUAACGCUAAUAUUCAAAGCAUUUUGAAGUUCAGCUAUGACGCAUUAGAUGAUGAAGAUAAAGAUUUAUUUCUCCAUAUAGCAUGUUUUUUCAACCGUGGAGAGAUUAAGAGAGUGGAAGGAUAUCUUGCGAAUAAGUUCUUGGAAGUGAGGCAAAGGUUGAACGUCUUAGCUGACAAAUCUCUCAUAUCUAUCAACUCGGGAUCAUAUAUAGAGAUGCAUAGUUUGCUAGAAAAACUAGGUAGAGAAAUUGUUCGUAAACAAUCUAUUCAUGAGCCUGGACAACGCCAGUUUUUGGUCGAUAGAAGAGAGAUUCGUGAAGUACUGACCGGUGAUGCUGCAGGUAGUAAAAGUGUCAUAGGCAUAAACUACUUAUUCGCGGAAAAGUUAGAUAUAAGUGAGAGAGCCUUUCAAGAAAUGUGUAAUCUCAAAUUCUUAAGAGUCAAUGUUUUUCGUGAUACAUUGCAAUUACCGCGAGGUCUGAACUAUAUACCUCGUAAACUUCAAUUAUUACAUUGGGAUUAUUUUCCAAUGACAUGUUUGCCUUCUAUUGUGAGCUUGGAGUUCCUUGUCGAACUAAUUAUGCGUGACAGCAAGCUUGAGAAGUUGUGGGAAGGAACUAAACCGCUUAGAAAUCUUAAGUGGAUGGUGUUGAGUUCUUCUGUACACUUGAAGGAGCUUCCUGAUCUCUCAACUGCCACUAAUCUUCAGGAAUUGAUUCUGAGGGAUUGCUCUAGUCUGGUGAAACUCCCCUCCACUAAUGGGUAUACCAAUAAUCUUCAGAAACUGGAUCUUCGUAAUUGCUCGAGUCUGAUCAAACUCCCCACCUCUAUUGGGAAUGCCAGUAAUCUCGAGAUAUUGUAUCUCGGUGGAUGCUCAAGUCUUGUGAAGUUUCGUGCUUUCAUUGGGAAUGCCAUUAAUCUCAAAAGCUUGGAUCUUAGUAGUUUCUCAAAUCUGGUGAAGCUCCGUUCUUCUAUUGGGAAUGCCACCAAUCUGCGGGAAUUAAAUCUUCGUAAUUGCUCAAGUCUGGUCAAAAUCCCCUCCUCUAUUGGGAAUGCGACUAAUCUCAAAAAAUUAAAUCUUGGUGGAUGCUCAAGUCUUGCGGAGUUUCCCUCUUUCAUUGGGAAUGCCGUUAAUCUCCAAAGUUUGGAUCUUAGUAGUUUCUCGAAUCUGGUGAAGCUCCCUUCCAAUAUUGGGAAUGCUACCAAUCUAGAGGAAUUGGACCUUAGUUAUUGCUCAAAUAUGGUCGAGUUUCCUCUCUCUAUUGGAAAACUUCAGAAGUUGGAGAAGUUGAUAUUAAAAGGAUGCUUUAAGCUAGAGGUUCUUCCCACCAACAUCAACUUGGAAUCUUUACUUGAGCUUGAUCUCACUAAUUGCUCGAUGUUGAAAAGUUUUCCUGAGAUCUCCACAAACGUUAACGUUCUCAAGCUCAGUGGAGUCGCAAUAGAAGAAGUGCCUCCCUCGAUCAAGUUAUGGCCUCGUCUUAAUGAGUUGCAUAUGUCAUACUUUGGAAAUCUCAAGGGAAUUCAUCAUGCUCUUGACAUCAUCACAUUGCUGUACUUGAGCGAUGCAGAAAUAAAAGAGGUUCCUCCAUGGGUCAAGAGAAUCUCUCGUCUUAAGCUACUCUGGCUCAAGAGAUGCAGAAAGCUUGUAUCACUUUCACAAAUUCCGGAUUCCUUAUCAGUGAUCAAUGCAAAAGGUUGUAAGUCCCUGAAGAGACUAGGUUGCUCCUUUCAGAAUCCAAACAUCAGUCUCAACUUUGCUAAAUGCUUCAAACUGAAUCAAGAAGCGAGAGACAUCAUCAUCCAGGCACCGAAUAGCGAAUAUGCGGUCUUACCCGGUAGAGAAGUGCCUGCAUACUUCACACACCGAGCUACGAGUGGGGAUUCAUUGAUAAUUAAGUUGAAUCAGAGGCCUCUACCUACAUCUAUGAGAUUUAAGGCUUGCAUCUUGCUGGUUAAUAAAGGUGAAGAUGAGGCUUUUGAUGAUGAGGAUGGUUUAGACCAUUGUUUUAUUGUUACGUGUAGAAAAAGCCCGCGUUUUCUAUAUCCAGUUUUAACAGAGCAUCUGUACACAUUCGAAGUUGAAGUGGAGGUGACUUCCAGCGAGCUAGUCUUGGAGUUCGAGGGCAGUAACCGUGACAAUUGGAAGAUAGGAGAAUGCGGGGUACUUCAACUCUCGUAA
Arabis nemorensis is the source of this 3324-nucleotide messenger RNA. The record is from the annotation of a GenBank genome assembly. Lineage: Eukaryota; Viridiplantae; Streptophyta; Magnoliopsida; Brassicales; Brassicaceae.